This is a messenger RNA of Haemonchus placei, 318 nucleotides long. The record is from the annotation of a GenBank genome assembly. NCBI's taxonomy places the organism in Eukaryota, Metazoa, Nematoda, Chromadorea, Rhabditida, Trichostrongylidae.
UUGGACCUUUCAGCUAAGAAAUCAGUGGAUGGAUCGACAGUGAAGUGCUUCCAUCCACCGCUACGUGCUGAAGCAACGAGGACAUAUUUCUGGGAUCAUGACUCACCACCACCUGCCGCUAAUGUCCUCAAGUGCUAUGGUACAGACAAGCCGCCAAGCUCUCAUCUGAUGCGCAUCGUCAUCACUUCAAAGCCAAGCGACGUCUUCAUCAAGAGGGCUCGUCAAUCUGUUCCUAAAGAGGAGAUGAUCUUGUCAUUGUUCGGCCCAUCGCAUUUGCAUAUGAAGGCCAUGGCGACACCAUCACCACCACAGCAGUAA